This is a messenger RNA of Folsomia candida, 585 nucleotides long. RefSeq lists its product as uncharacterized. The transcript is spliced from 3 exons. The coding region runs from base 1 to 585 and encodes 194 amino acids. The record is from RefSeq and is a predicted model, not a curated record. Lineage: Eukaryota; Metazoa; Arthropoda; Collembola; Entomobryomorpha; Isotomidae.
AUGGCUUAUAGAGGCGCUUCCGAAUUUUCUCCAAACGCUGUCGCCGCUGGUUGGGACAUGUCCCCUACACGACUUUUAAAGGCGCCGAAUGAUCGAUUUUGUGUUCAUUGUGGACUUGUGAUUCGGGGUCAGGCAAUCGACAAACCUGCUGUGUGUCCGCACAAAAAUUGCAAGCAAGCCUUGAUCUUCAGGAACAACCAAUUUGAUUCCGUCAGCAAAUGGGGACGCUGCCGACAAUGUGACAGCUUUACUCAUGGCGAUUUUCCAUACUGCCAAUCCUGUGGAACAGUUAAUCGAGAUGCACUAUCCCGAAAACGUCGUUUUGAACAAAUUGAAUUCAAGAAGCAGCAACUUGAAGCCAAGCGACUUAAAGAGGAAAAUGAAGCUUUAAAGAAGCAACAUCUGGACCCUGAUUUCUUGCUGUGGAAAGAAAUGAAGAAGGCAGAGGAAGAACAGAAGAAAAUGGAGGAGGAGGCCGCAGCUGAAGCUGAACAGGUUGCCGCCGCCAAGAUGUUGGAGGAAUCUCUUCUACGGGAUGAUGGCGACGAAGAAAUGAAGGAAGGAAGUGGCAAAUUAGUAAAAUAA